This is a messenger RNA of Echinostoma caproni, 1263 nucleotides long. Lineage: Eukaryota; Metazoa; Platyhelminthes; Trematoda; Plagiorchiida; Echinostomatidae. The record is from the annotation of a GenBank genome assembly.
AUGCAUAAUUCACUUCCUAUGCCUCUCCUCUUCGGAUGCAGAUGUCCGUUUGAACUAUCCGGCUCAAGUCGACGAAAAAAUGCAACGCGGGAAACUACAAGCAUGCUUAAAGCUUGGCUGAAUGAGCAUCGCAAAAAUCCGUACCCAACAAAAGGCGAAAAAAUUAUGCUAGCUAUUGUGACGAAAAUGAGUCUCACACAAGUAUCCACGUGGUUUGCAAACGCACGUCGUCGACUGAAAAAGGAGAACAAAGUGACCUGGAAUGUUCGCAAUACGAAUUCGUCCGACGCCGGACGUGAUUCGCAUGGAGAUGAUGAUGAUGAAGACGAGCUUGGCCCAGAGUUCGAUGAUGUUUUGGAUAUGGAAAAAAUGGAUAAUUUACUCAAUGGACAUCAAAAUAUGACCGAAGGAGUACGGAGUCCGUUUGCUCGUCAUCCCUUGACAGUUUAUCAUACAGGACCUCUAUCAAACGCGGAACAUCGAUUACGAACUAAAUGCUCCGCGGCCCCAAGUGGACCAAACACUGCAUCUGAUGGCAAAUUAAAUCCACGACCUCAUCCUUUCCGACCCUAUCUAUCGUCCGAGGAACAGCAAAGUAAAAUCUGGUCCCUGGUUGAGAUGGCUCAUAACCAAGCAUCACGAGAGAUCCGGUCUCAUUCGCCACAUGGUAGCACGGAUUUUAAAACAUUUUCCCUCAACGGAUCACAGCGUUCUUCAGAGACUGUCGAUCAAGAAAAAUAUACCAAUAACUUGUCUAAGGAUGCGUGUCCAAAGUCCCAAUCUCCGUCAUCAAAAGGUGGCAUUCCGAGUGGUCAAUGCAGUAGAAAACUUGGUGGUGGGUUAGACGUGCACAUACCGACCAACCUUGCCCCGAAUUUCCCCACGAGUAUAGCUUCAGAUCCCAAAGGUCUUCCGCUUCUUUCCCCAGCGGCUUUGGCAAUGUUCUGUAUGUAUUAUCAACAACAACAGCAACAGCAGCAGCAACAGCAGCAACAAAAACAUCAACAACCGUCACAGUCAGCACCAAAUCAGCAUAUGAUCAAUUUAGAUCAAGUUGAUCACAUGGCAUUUAAAAACCUAAGCGAUUCAGAUCAACUAAAAACCGGCACUCCUGGACGAUCUAUGUACGACAAAGAUGAUUGUCAAGUACAUCCAACACCUAGCAAUACGCUCUCGCUCAAUCCCCACCGUCCUUUGAAUCGUUGGCCAGUAUUGAACGGAUAUAUGAUCGGACAAAUGACCGGUUCUCAGUCAGACCACUGA